Molecule: messenger RNA, 8915 nt
Organism: Dreissena polymorpha
Lineage: Eukaryota; Metazoa; Mollusca; Bivalvia; Myida; Dreissenidae
Product: cyclin-dependent kinase 17-like
Biological process (GO): protein phosphorylation
Cellular component (GO): nucleus; cytoplasm
Molecular function (GO): protein kinase activity; ATP binding
Source: RefSeq, a predicted model, not a curated record
AUUUAUUGAUGUAAGCGCCGAAAAUCCACAACAAUGAAAAUGGCCUCUCAGCUGUCUGUUAUCAUUGUUUAAGGUGGCCAGUGCCGGUUACUCCGCCCUCAAUCAACCCGUGCCACGUCGGUGGCAGAGCGGCAUACAGCACCUCACGAAAAUGAUGAAUCUGAAAAAACUGAAGAGGCGACUGUCCUUGACCUUCAAAGGAAGCCGAGGAAUUGAAACCAGUCUGUCUGAUCUGGCGGAACAGAUGACAAUAGAGGACACAAAUGGAAUCACCAAGGAGGCAAAUCCAGGUGUGAUAACAGAGUCUCAGUCGCACUCCCGGAUACAGAUCCAGCUCGGUGCUGAUGAGGAUGACCUCCCAAACCGGGAUGAGAAGUUGGACUACGUGUCCCCUGUCCGCAUGAGGAACAGACGCAGAUUCAGUGAGGAGGUGACAAAGCGUCUCUCGUUGCCAGCAGAUAUCCGGAUUCCAAGUCACUUCCUGUCCAGGCAGAGUCUCACCCCAGAAGGACAGCUUAGCAGACGGUCACGGAGAAAAUCUUUGUCGGAAAUUGGAUUUGGAAAGAUAGAGUCCUAUACAAAACUAGAUAAGCUCGGAGAGGGCACGUAUGCUACUGUGUUCAAAGGGAAGAGUCGACUGACAGACAAUCUGGUGGCCUUGAAGGAAAUACGACUAGAACAUGAAGAAGGCGCACCUUGCACCGCUAUUCGUGAAGUGUCGCUAUUGCGGGAACUCAAACAUGCAAAUAUCGUCACACUGCACGAUAUCGUCCACACAGAAAAGUCUCUCACCCUAGUCUUUGAAUAUCUUGAGAAAGAUUUGAAGCAGUAUAUGGAUGACUGCGGCAACAUUCUGAGCAUGACAAACGUCAAGAUAUUCCUCUACCAGCUCCUACGAGGUCUGGCCUACUGCCACAAGCGUCAGGUGCUGCAUCGUGACCUAAAACCACAGAACCUGCUCAUCAACGAGCGAGGGGAACUGAAACUGGCGGACUUUGGUUUGGCACGGGCCAAGUCUAUACCAACGAAGACAUAUUCCAAUGAAGUUGUAACUUUAUGGUAUCGCCCACCAGAUGUUUUGCUAGGUUCCACAGAAUACGGAACACCCAUAGAUAUGUGGGGUGUUGGGUGCAUAUUUUACGAGAUGGCGUGUGGACGGCCGUUGUUUCCCGGAUCAACGGUUGAAGACGAGCUGCAUUUAAUAUUCAAGACUCUCGGCACACCGGACGACUCUGUUUAUCCAAACCUCUCUCAAAAUGAUGAGUUCAGGGAAUACCACAUACCCUUGUAUCGCGCAGAACCUCUUAUAAAUAUAGCACCACGAUUGGACGGGGAUGGUUUAGAUUUGCUGUCAAAACUUUUACAGUACCAAGCCAAAAUGAGAAUAUCAGCAGCAGAUGGAACGAGACACGCAUUCUUCAACUCUUUGGGACCCAGUGUACAUAGACUGCCAGAUACUGUUUCCAUAUUCACCAUACAGGGGAUUGGAUUGCACAAAGACCCUGGACUGAGGUCCUCCACUCUCAACACUUCAGGUAAAAUUCGACGCCAAAGUAUGCUGUUUUAAACAGUGGACCAAAUUGUAAAAAGGAAAUGGGAGAUAACUCGGAGAGACUGGAAGUAGUGGCACUUCUUAUACCUCUUAGAAGGAUAACUCUUGUUUGCGAUGAAACGAGGUCUGAUUUUUUUUAAGUAAGCAGCAAAAUCAAUUGUGUGGUGUUUACAACAUUAUGUCAAUGCAAUAUUUAAAGAGAUGUUACAUCUACAGUGGUAGGUUUUACUUUGUUGGGUCAAAUGAGGUGAAAAGUAAUUUGAGAUUCCCUAAGAUUGGACUGCUUGAGCAUUGAAAAGCUUCAUGUAAAUUUUAAUUCAAGGUAUUACGAAGCGAACGUAAUAUUUAAACAGUAUAUGUAGGAAAUUAAUUGCUAUGGGUAAACUAUGUCCAAAUCAUCAUAUUUAUUGUAUUGUUGGAAACAAAUAGAUCACUGAAGUAGUUGCUAUAGUAAUGUUUUUCUUAAACUGGUGCUGUGUUGUUGGUUUUUGUGAAAUGUUUUUACUGCCGUGUUAAAAGCAGGGCAAGGGGAAAAUGUUUGUGGCUUUUCAAAAAGGGGCCUUAAUUAAGGGGUAUUCUGCAUACAGAAAUUCCCCUUUGACAUGUGAUAGUAUAGAUUCAGAAAUCUCCAAAAAGUGGUUGGUUGAUGAGUGUUUUGUAACAGUUUUGGAUGUACUUGAAUUACCUUCCUGUCAUUUUAGCAGGUCAGAGAUAUCUUGAAUAUUUAUGUAUUUUGUACAAAACAAUAUAUUAAACUUUAGUUCGGCAAUCAUUUUAUGGAGAAACUUGUGUAAUUAAUUUUUAUAACAUUGUAAUAAAUCAAUAAAAUCACUUGCUGACAAUUUGCACUGUCAAAAUUGUAUCAAUUAAUAUUGUAAUUAGUAUCAUCUUCCAAAAUUAUUUUUGUAAGGAUACUUGUUUUUUGUGGAGAUUAUUCAAGAUGCAAAUUAUAAAUAGAAUUCUGAUCAAAGCUAAAAAAAAUCCAAUUUUUCACAUAAAUCAAUGAUCAUUAUGUUUUUAAUUCCAAUCUCUGCACCUUUAAUGUUUAGUGUUUUUGUGUUUUCUUUUAAAGAAUAAGUGAAGCAAUUUAAAAAGGACAUACUUGUAUAUAUGCAUUGCAUUCUUAUGUGAAAUUUGUGUUGCAAAAGCAUAUGGGCAUUUAGAGUUGUGUUGGUGUUAUUUUGCAGAAUUUCAUAAGUAAACAAUUAUUCUAUAUUGUUAAAAGAUUGAACAAAACUUUAAGCAAAAAAUAUUCUUAAAACUCAAGUUGUGAAAUUGAAAAUAGAUGAUAUUGAUUCAGUGUUGAUAGUGUAAAUUAUAAAUAUUUUGUCUUAAUACAUGUAUAUUGUCUGCACAAUUAUUUGCUUGCUUUAUUUCUAAACUUUGUAAACAUACAAUGAUUUGUGUGCAUAUUUUUUCCCCCAUAUUUUUUAUACAUAUUUAUUUCUGGAUGCUGAUGCGUACAAUGAAAUUAUUGUGUUGCCAUAACUAUAUUUUUAAGAUACCAAAUAAUAUUUUUGUAUGUGUAACAACAUAAUUGAUGCAAACAGCCUUUUUCCUCCUUAUAAAGCCGGUACCAGAAAACAGUACCAAUGCCCAUCCAAUUUUCUGACUUUCGAAUCUGUAGGUUAAAAUUACUCAAAUCGGAGAAAAAAAGAUCCUCAAGAUUACUUAAAAUACGGACGGUGUGUACUUUUAUUUAUCUUUUAGCAUCUCAUUCAAUUCAAAUAAGUUCCUUUACAGACCUUGGCUAGGUUUAGUAACUGUGUUUGUUUGGUUCUGCUAUGUAUUUGUUCCCUGUACAUUUCAUAGUAUGUGAAUACAUUGUGUGCAAGAAAGGGAACCAGCUUGUACCAUGUUCUCUCAGUGUCAGCAAACAUGGCAUACAAUUACAUAAAUGCUACCAUAAAUCCUUGAGGAUGUGAUACGAUUCCCUUGUUAAAAAAGACGCUUAUUUUCCAAAUUUGAUCGGUACCUGUGUAUUCCUUAAACUGAUGAGGAAAAACGCUGCAGAUGAAAACAGACAUAGUUUAUCAGUGCUUUAAUGAAACCACUAACUUUGUGUUAAAAUACAUUUUGGGAAAUACUUUCAUUACUAAUUUUGCUCAGCAAUGUUUUGUGAAUAUUCAAAUAUGUGCAAAUCUGGAAUUGAAGAUUAGCAAACUGGGAAAUUAACGUUCACAAGCAUUUAGCUAUAUUAUUUAAUAAAUUAUUAGAUAAGCAAAUUUAACUUUUAUCAUGGGUUAAGUCAAUUUCAACAAAUAUAAUAUGAAUUUAGAAUUUUUAUUGCUGAUCAGAAAAUUUGGAUUUUUAAUGAUGUAUAAUAACAUUUUAAUUUGUUAUUGUUCAUUGAAAGAUUUUGGAUUGUUAGAUGUGUCAACAACAAAAUGUGCAUUUAUUAUUUUGGAUAAGCAAAUUUGUAAUUGUUUUAUGCACUAACAAAACAGUGAUUUUGGUUUAUGAAACUUUUAAGAGGCAAUUUAUUUGUUCCAUAUUGUAUAAUAGUGUCAAUGCUAGUCAGUCUUAAGAUAGUGUGAUGGAACUAUCUUUAAAAUAAUAAUCAUUGCAUAAUUAUUAAGCAUUAUUUUCUCUGGCCAACAGGCGUAGGGUAAUAGAGAUGGAACGCUGCCAUAUUUGUGUCCUUCUUGUCCACCACUCUCGACUGUAAGCAUAUCCUACAUUUUGCAUGUGAUUUUCAGCAAACCUUUACCUUAUAAUUAUCUCCAAGUGCUACAGCACAUAUUGUCUAGAUUGCGUUGGUUUUAAGCAGUUAUUUCCCUCUGUUGAAAAUUAUAUUACAAAGCUUCUGUUUUAAAGCUUACAUUUUGCAUGAGAUUUUUGCCAAACUUGUACAGAACAAUUAUCUCAGAGGGGGUAAUCACAUGAUAGUCAAGGUGGCGACGUCCAUGUCGAGACAGUUAUUUUUCGCCGUUUUAUACCCUUUAUUACUCUUGUUUAAUUUUUAAACAACGCUCACUUUCCAGCCAUAUCAGUAAAAAAGUUUUUAGCGUUUAUUCGUAUUUAAAUUCGCUUUGUAUCGCGACUUUACUCCCCGCAAAUUUUCUUUGUGGAGCCCUAAUUAUUUCAUUCUGCUUAGAAAUUUCACACUGAGUAAAGUCGAGAUAUAGAGCAAAUAUUACUAUGAAAUAAACGCCAGUAACUUUCUUGCUAAUAUGGCUGGAAAGUGGGCGGAAUUUAAAAAAAAAAAAGUUAUUAAAGGAUAUAAAACGGCGAAAAAUACCGGCUUCGGCAUGGACGUUGCCAUCUGGAAAAUCAAGUGAUUCCCCCCUCUGAUCUGCAUAUGCUACAUCACAAUGUGUGAAGGUUUGCUGAUCUCACUUUUUUAUUAGCUCACCUGAUCACAAGGUGCUCAUGGUGAGCUUUUGUGAUCACCUUUUUCCAUUGGCCUUGGUCAACAUUUGCCAUGUUAAUACACUAGAGGCCACAUUUUUUGUCAAAUCUUCAUGAAACUUGGUCAGUUGAUAUCUUGCACUAGUUCGAAAAUGGUACUGUUUGGUUGAAAAUUAUGACUGCCAGGGGGCGGGGCAUUUUUCCUUAUAUGGCUAUAGUAAAACCUUGUUAGCAAUAUAGAAGUCAAUUUAAUCAACAUGAAACUUAGUCAGAACAUUUGUUCUAAUGAUAUUUGGGAAAUGAUAGAUAAUGAUUCUUGUUCGUUGAAAAACAUGGACGCCAGGGGGCUGGGCUUUUUAUGCCCCUGAAGGAGGGCAUAUAGUGAUCAGACCAUGCGUCUGGCCGUCUGUCUGUCAGUCUGUCCUUCCAUCUUAUUUUGCGUUUAGGUUUCGCGUUAAGGUUUUGAAAAAUGCUAAUAACUUCUAUGUCGCUUCCAGGGGACUGGGCUUUUUAUGCACCUGAAGGAGGGCAUAUAGUGAUCAGACCAUGCGUCUGGCUGUCUGUCUGUCUGUCAGUCUGUCCUUCCGUCACAUUUUGCGUUUAGGUUUCGCGUUAAGGUUUUGAAAAAUGCUCAUAACUUCUAUGUCGCUUCAGAUAGCAACUUGAUAUUUGGCAUGCAUGUGUAUCUCAUAGAGCUGCACAUUUUGAGUGGUGACUCUAGUUGUUAUUUUGGCCAAUAUUUAAAGUGGUUUCAGAAACAUCUCAAAAUUUUUUGAGAGCAGUUAAGUUCCUUGAUGUCUCGGGUGAGCGACGAUGGGCCUCUGACCCUCUUGUUGAAAGGAGUUAUAUCCCUUUGUUCUAAAUUACAUCUAAAAGUUUCUGUCACAAAUCCAACUUUAUUUUGCAUGCCGAUAUGCCAUUAAGUUAAACCUUUACAUAAUUAUUAUCUGCUAGUGCUGCACUGCAUAAUUUCAAUGUUUCACCAUUGGGUCAUUUGUUAAGCAGUUAUAGUCUUUUGUUAAAAUAUACAUCAAUCCACAGCCUAGUGAUUGCAAUUUUUUCUUUAACAUUUUUAUUUGCAAAUUAUUGUUCUACCCUUUCAACAUCAAUUCACCCGAGGUGAGAGAUGCACCACCUGAAAUACCGGUAUAUUUUGUUUUGCAAAAUAUUGUAUUAUUCAUUAAUUUAUCACACAAAAAAUCCAAUUUUUUUCAAGCUUCAAGUUCUGGUAUAAAUCUAUUAUACAAUUUAUUAUAAGUAAACUUUUAUUAUAUUUUUUGGAAGAAAUAAAAAAUAUAAACAUGUUUGAUUGGGUAAAAUAUAAGUAAUUUGUCUUCUUUUUUGUAUUUCUAGGAAGGCAGAUACUAUUUAAUAAUAUAGUGAACAUGUAUAAAAUUAUGUCUCAAUUUGUUUUGUUUGGUACAUCAAAAUAUUAGUAUGUGCAUAGAAAGUUUAUGUAUGAUGUAAAAAAGAGUCUAUCUUCAGAAUCAUUGUAACAAUUACAAAUCUAAAAUGGUAAUGCUUUGGUUAUAUAAGAUGGAAACAUGAGUUUAUGAGGUUUAAAUAUUGAAAUAUGUCUGAAAAUUUAAAACCUCAAUUUUCGUAUGCCCAUUUAAAAAAAAAGCGUAUUAUAGGAACACCUGUGGCUGAAGGUUUUCAGGUAAAUAAUUUCUGCUCAAUGUCUCAAAUAGAUUAAAUCAAAUCAUCAUUAAACUUUGUAAUUAAGUUUAUAGGGAUGAUACUUUCGCUAUGUUCGAUAACCAGCCAGAACACUUCAGAAUUAUGGCCCUUAAAUUGUGCAAAAAUUACCAAAAAAAUAAUCAAACUGAGUUUGUCUGUUCUCUAUAGUUUUCAUCAGAUCAUCAUACAAGCUUGUGGUUAUGUUUGCCAUUAUAUAAUCUCAACCAAGUUUGAUAAGUUGACAGGUUUGAUAAGUUGUGAAAGUGCAUAUAGCUCUUAUUGUCCCCUACCGGUUUUACCGGAGGGGACUUAUGGUUUGCGCUCUGUCUGUCUGUCAGUCAGUCACACUUUUCUGGAUCCUGCGAUAACUUUAAAAGUUCUUAAUAUUUUGCAUGAAACUUGAAACAUAGAUAGAUGACAAUAUGGACAUUAUGCACGUCAUUUCAUUUUGUUCCUACGUCAAAAAUUCUGGUUGCUAUGGCAACAAAUAGACUAGAAAUACUGCUGAAAAUGGUGGUUUUCUGGAUCCUGUGAUAACUUUAAAAGUUCUUAAUAUUUUGUCAUGAAACUUGAAACAUGGAUAGAUGGCAAUGUGGACAUUAUGCACAUCAUUUCAUUUUGUUCUUCGUAAAAAAAUCUGGUUGCUACAGAAACAAAUUUUUAAAAAAAUCUGACAAUGGUGGAAUUUCUGACAAUGGUGGAGUAGGGGAUUUUAUUGCUUGGCAAUAGUCUUGUUAACAAAGGUUCUUGAAAAAUCCACUAUUUGCCAUAUAAAUGUUUUCUGUUCUCAAAUCAGUGGUUUCCGAGUAAAAACUUCAAUAUUCAUUAAGCUUUCUUGAUCUUAUGUUAGAUAAUGGGCUUAAUUAGAAACUUGGCUUUGAAUUUGAUUUUUAGGCAAGUCAAGGUCAUUGUUUCUCAUUGUUUCUUUGAGUAUAAAUAUUAUAUCUGCUCAAAUACUUGAAAUUGGUUUGCUGUAUUGCAAUGCAAUUGUGUGUGUUUGAUGUUUUCCUGGAGACUUAACUAAAGAUUUGCACAAUUUAUUUUAUUUAAUUAUAUAAAUAUGUUAAAUCGUUCAAGACCUGGUUUCAUGGCAUGGCCUUGUUAUUUUAUUAUUUUCUGGGCCAUAAUUUCUAAAACAAAUUAAUCCUUCACAAAUCAAUAUUCUCCAGAUCUUUUAACGGGCUUAAUUUGUGAUUUGCUGGCACUCUGUUCAUAUUAAUUGUACUCAUGCCUGCCAUUCAUUUUAUUUAACAACUAAAUAGAAUAUAACAAAACUAAUGUUGGUAAAGAGAUUCUGUCUCUUUUUGCCAUAAUGAUUUGUUUACAUUUUUGGUAACAUCUACAAUAAACACACAAGUUAGCUAAUAGUUAUUUAAGUCAUGUUGUUUUAUGUAUAUUUUGUAUAAGACAGGAUUAGUUUAACCAAAAUGUCUGGGUUUUUUACAUUGUAUGAUUAUUAUUUUGCCUAAUUGUGUACAUUUUGUCUCUGUUUUCAUUUUUAACAAUGUAGAUCAUUGUACAUUUUUGAGAUUUUUAUCACAUACAGGCCUGAUUAAAUAUUGAUUUUAAACGAUAUUUAAGCAAUGGUGUAAAUAAUAUCCAAGAAAUUAGAGCACUUAAAUCAAGUAUAAAUACUUAAAUUGUUUACGAGUCACUGAUGAGUCAUUGCUUUUGUCAUUUUUCCAUGAUUAUUAUUCAGUUACAUUGAGCUAAUUUUAGUUGCACUUGUCACAAAUUGAAUUGAAUUAAUUGGAUGAAGUUCAUUCUGUUGCAAAAUAUGUUAAACAUAUACAUCUUAUUUGUAUACCACACACCUAUCAAUAUAACUCAUGUUAGUUUUAAUUAAUUUGAAUCAGAUGCAUUAUUAUGCCUUUGAUUAUUAUACAGGUAUCAAGUAUUCUUUCGUAAUUUCACCAUGAUAAAGUGUUAGUUCUAAAUAGAUCAAUUGAUUCAGUAAAUGUAAUUGAAAAAGAAGGUAAAUAAAUUAGUUAUCAGCUGUAUUUGUCAUUUUUGAUACAGCAUUUUGUUGUUUAAUGUCAAUAAUAUGUAACACAUACACAAAUCAUUUUUAAUACACAUAUUUGACCCAAUUAACUUUUUUUAUAUCAUAAUUGUGUAAUUUUUGUUUUGCAUUUCUUGUUUUAUUAUUCUGCCAUUAAAUUGUUAAUGAUCUAAACACACACACAGCUCCUGUCAUUGACAAAUUGUCGAACUAGGGCCAUUUGUACAAAGUUUAGAAAACUCUUGUUCUGCACUUCCUUUCAUUAACAUUGUAACUAUACCAUUGCUACUGAACUAUGAUACUUCAAAAAAUAAAUUCUGAUGACAUUUA